Messenger RNA from Otolemur garnettii (small-eared galago), 417 nucleotides. It is a transcript of the gene DHRS12, whose product is annotated as dehydrogenase/reductase 12. The record is from RefSeq and is a predicted model, not a curated record. NCBI's taxonomy places the organism in Eukaryota, Metazoa, Chordata, Mammalia, Primates, Galagidae.
AUGAAUCUGCUUUGAAGGACUUUAUCCCUGGUGACCUGGAAGUCCAAGUUCCUGUAAUAGUCUCCUUGGUCACUGGAGGGAACACUGGCAUUGGAAAAGCAACUGUUCUUGAAAUAGCCAAGUGAUAACAUCUUUAUACAUAUGGCAGACUCAUCUGAUCUCAAGAAAAUCUGGACGUUUAUUGAAAAUUUCAAGCAGGAACAUAAACUUUGUGUUCUGCUGAGCUUUGUUAAGUGCCUGAUCCCUCUGCUGGAGAAAGAGCACGUCCCAGACUGCCAUUGCCUGCUGGGAUGCUUUCAGAGCAACCGGCUUGGUUCCUCAUGGGAAAUAACAGCCUCCUCAGGAGGAAUGUUGUUUUAGAAAUUGAAUACUGAUGAUCUAUCAGAAAGAACAGCAUUUCAUGAAACCGUGGUCUAG